AUGUCUCAACUUACGCAGACUUUGUCCCUUACAAGGGACCAUGGGAUAGAGAAUUCGGUAACAACUUCGAUCCAGCUUCAGCCGCUACCACAAAGCGAAAUCCAGCAGCGCGAUAUACACCAUCAUGACGCUUCGGAUAGGGAAUUGAUAGAUGUAGACCCGGUACUUGAGGCCUCUCGCGUUGCAGAUAGCGAUGUGCCUGAGGGCGGCUACGCUUGGGUAGUUAUCUUCGCUUCCGCAAUUGUCUCUUUUUGGUUCACCGGCAAUGGCAACUAUAGCUGGGGUGUCAUACAAAAUGCUCUUCUCGAACAGAAGCUCGCAUCGGCGGCGACAUUGUCCUUCAUUGGAUCCCUCUCCCCCACCAUAAUGGCUGUCUUAGCCAUCAUCAAUGCUCGUGUGAUCCAUUGGCUUGGCAUCCGCCAGAGCGCCAUGAUUGGAAUCCUCCUCCUCGGGGUCGCCCAAUUGACGAGCGGGUUUACAGUAUACAGUGUGGCUGGGCAGUUCAUUACACGCGGCGUUGGUGUCGGCCUUGGCAUGAGCUUGUGCUUCAUGGUAACUUCCAUCAUCGCAGCCCAAUACUUCAAACGGAAGCGUGGCCUUGCUAACGGAAUCAUCUCUGCUGGUGGCGGCCUUGGGGCAGCCGUCGUCACGUAUGUUCUGGACGCUUUGAUCCAAAGGUUUGGUAUUCCCUGGGCCUAUAGAAUUAUAGGAAUCGUGACUUUGGUCACCGGGCUUCCCGCAGCUUGGAUCAUGAAAGAGCGCACUGCUAUCCAGACAGUUAGCUUUAUUGAGUGGCGGCUAUUUAAAGACCCAAAAUUCAUAUUUAUAUUCGUUGCAGGAGCUAUUGCAACUUUCCCGCUUCUUGUACCAGCCUUCUUCCUCCCAUUCUAUAGCAGUUCCAUCGGGCUUUCUUCAAGCACUGGUGCUGCGCUACUGUCUGGUUUCAACUUCUCGUCGGCCGUCGGCCGCAUCGCAGGCGGCUUCCUUUCAGAUAAAUUUGGACCGGUGAACACUCUCAUCAUCUCAUUAGUUCUCAGCGCCAUAAGCAUGCUUGCGCUUUGGCCAGCCUCCACUACCUUAAUCCCCUUGGCAAUUUUUGCCAUCAUCAACGGUGCCCUCAACGGAAUGUAUUUCGCCACAAUGCCGACUGCUGUUGGUAACAUAUUUGGAUCUGCCAGGGUGUCUGUUGCCUUGGGCAUGAUUGUAACCGGCUGGGGAGCAGGAUACCUGAUGGGAGCUCCAAUAGCAGGCUACAUACUGGAUGCACAUGGAGGAUCGGAAACCGGCUUGAGGGCCUUUCGACCGGCUAUGUUCUACGCUGGCUCCCUCGCCUUUGGAGCAGCAGGUUUCCUUAUGCUUAUGAGAUAUCAGAUGAAAUCAUCACUUCUAGCCAAGCUCUAG
Molecule: messenger RNA, 1401 nt
Organism: Trichoderma virens Gv29-8
Lineage: Eukaryota; Fungi; Ascomycota; Sordariomycetes; Hypocreales; Hypocreaceae
Exons: 2
Coding region: 1-1401 (466 amino acids)
Biological process (GO): transmembrane transport
Cellular component (GO): fungal-type vacuole membrane
Molecular function (GO): transmembrane transporter activity
Source: RefSeq, a predicted model, not a curated record